AUGACUUUGAAUCGUAUCGCUGUCUACGGGCAUCGCGGUGCGGUUGCCAAGGUUCUGCACCGUGCCAGCUCAGACAUCUCGAAUCUCCCCACCCACAUAACCAAGGUUGAGAUAGAUGUCAACGAUGAACCUUGCCUGAUUGAAGCUCUACAAGAUAUCGACAUUGUAGUAUCGCUUGUCGGACACGAAGGCGUGCAAAGACAACAUGGGUUUGUGAGAGCUAUCCCCAAGACGAACGUGAAGCUAUUCUCUCCGUCUGAUCUUGCUGGACGGUACGAUGAGCAAGGCUUGAAGAUCGGUGUCAACAAAGAGAAGCACGAGCUUGAGACAGCUGCCCCGGCCGCUGGGAUCCCAACGACUGUUGUGUUGAUUGGCAACUUUGCCGAGUUCGCGCUUAACACUAUGGGUAUGGUUGUGGACCUGGCAGGCAACAAGAUUACGUACUCUGGUAACAGUGCUGAUGAGAAGCUAAACAUUUGCACAAGGAAAUACGUAGCCGCCGCGUACGUAUCCAUCUUUUCUACGACGCCCAUAUCACAGCUCAAGAACCGGGCCAUCGCCCUCUGCGAGCUAGUACCAACAGGAAAGGACAUUGCAGCUAUGAUGGAAACAAAACAUGGCAUUGCGCCGCAAACCUCAUCUCAUGGUCUCGAGAAGGUCAAUGGUGAGGUUGAAAAAGGGCUCGAGUCUGGCAGCCUGUUCACUCUGGCUUGGUACUGUAGAAAAAUCUGGGGCGCUGGCCAACAAGUUCAGAUGAUUGGUUCUGACCUUUGGGAGGUCGACGGUUAUAAGAAGGCGACACUUGAAGAUCUGAUACUCGGAGGGGAGCUGGGGGCUUAUCGCGAGAUGCCAGCACAGGUUGUCGAAUACUUCAGGCAUUGCUUCCAACAUUGA
This is a messenger RNA of Colletotrichum graminicola M1.001, 894 nucleotides long. RefSeq lists its product as uncharacterized. Bases 1 to 894 code for a protein of 297 amino acids. The record is from RefSeq and is a predicted model, not a curated record. NCBI's taxonomy places the organism in Eukaryota, Fungi, Ascomycota, Sordariomycetes, Glomerellales, Glomerellaceae. The transcript has 5 exons.